Raphanus sativus (radish) is the source of this 1338-nucleotide messenger RNA. Its product is annotated as ATG8-interacting protein 1. Lineage: Eukaryota; Viridiplantae; Streptophyta; Magnoliopsida; Brassicales; Brassicaceae. The record is from RefSeq and is a predicted model, not a curated record. The transcript is spliced from 3 exons. Gene Ontology annotation, cellular component: intracellular membrane-bounded organelle. The coding region runs from base 280 to 1047 and encodes 255 amino acids.
CGAAAUAAAUGUGCCAUGGGCUAGACGUGUACCUAUUCAUUUUACCGUCUGCAGCCGGUCCAACCGUCUAUUCAGCCAACCUCAAAACUGGUGUCGCCGGUACCAAUAAUUGCUGAUCUUCAAGUCUCCUCCAGAGAGAAGGAGAAGCAUCUCUCAGCACCAAUAUCCGAUCCAAUCCAAUCCAAUCCAAUCCAAUCCAAUACGUAUCGUCUCUUCAUAAGGUAACUCAAGCAGAGUCCUUUUUUGUUUAUAGGGUCAUUGGAGAUUCUGUGGUAGAAGAUGGCUGACAAAGAGGUGGAACAUCCUACUCGUGGGAAUGAAUGGGAAGUUGUCUCCCUUACUUCAUCAGCUUAUGCUGCUUCUCCUGGUCCUUAUAACGUUGAGUCAAGAAGAGAUGAGAGGAAGUCUGAUCAUGCUUACUAUGGAGCUGAAACUUCACGUGAUUUGUUCAUGUCUGACCACUUUGUAUUCCCACCUAGCCAGCAUGAGGAUUUACCCCUUGAUGAUCAACCUGUUUUCCAAGAGGAAGGAAGUAAGGAUAGCGAAGACUUGAUGCCGGAAUGUCAGGGAUUGUCUGAUGAACAGAGUCUCUAUGGUGAACCUGCGCUUGGCUCUUCGAGACAGUACAUGGAAUCAGCCAUGUAUGAUGAUCAUUCUGAGCCAGCCGAGUACGCCGAGGAGGACUUGAAUCUUCGUUCUGAUACUGCAAAGGAUACACUUGGACAUGAGAAGGAUGCUAAAAACGCAAGGCACGACCUUCCUUGCGAAGCUUGGUGGAGAAGGAGAGCUGUUUCCAUGUAUAUACGCACGAGAGAAGCAAAUGCGAUGUGGUCUUUGUUCUUUGCAGCUGCUGUCACAGGGCUAGUCGUUCUCGGUCAGCGCUGGCAGCAAGAGAGGUGGCAGGUUUUGCAGCUCAAGUGGCAUUCAAGCAUCAGUAGCGAGAAGCUGAGCAGGGUACUUGAACCUCUCUCGCGCUUGAAAGGCGUGAUUGUGAGAGGUAACCCACAAGCUUCUCUCGUAAGGAGUGCCACCUCCAGUGAGAUCUAGAGAAAAAAAACGCCAUUAUCUCAUUCGUUGGUCACUACGUACAGACAAACUUGGAUAUGUGUGCCUCAACGUCAAAAGCUUUUGGUUUUCUUCAGCCUAUGUUGCUUCGUUAUCUUGUACCAUUAGAAAGAAGAUUCAGUUACCCUGUUACCUUCUCGCAAAACUCUCUUUCAGUUACAAAAGCUUCUUUCUUCUUUUCUUUUUUUUUUAGCUUUUUUCUCUCUGUCUUAUUGUUUAUAUAUAAACACAUACACUUGUUUUUUCUUAUGAUUUUCUCUCAUUUUACUUUCA